This is a messenger RNA of Acipenser ruthenus (sterlet), 3864 nucleotides long. Its product is annotated as mitochondrial glutamate carrier 1. NCBI's taxonomy places the organism in Eukaryota, Metazoa, Chordata, Actinopteri, Acipenseriformes, Acipenseridae. The coding region runs from base 1296 to 2102 and encodes 268 amino acids. The transcript has 8 exons. Gene Ontology annotation, biological process: L-glutamate transmembrane transport; aspartate transmembrane transport; malate-aspartate shuttle. The record is from RefSeq and is a predicted model, not a curated record. Gene Ontology annotation, molecular function: L-aspartate transmembrane transporter activity; L-glutamate transmembrane transporter activity.
GGGAGUCACCUGUGUGUUUCCCAUCGACCUGGCAAAAACCAGGCUGCAGAACCAGAGGAAUGGCCAGCAGGUCUACAGGAGCAUGUUGGAUUGUCUGAUUAAGACUGUGCGAUCUGAGGGGUAUUUUGGGAUGUACAGAGACGUCCCCGUGGAUUUUGAAGGCUAGCCGAUGUUGUGCAGCCAUGCUGGAGGCAAAUCAUUUAAUGGUUUACAGUACCUCUCACCUUUUGUAAUGAGGCUACAUUUUAUUUUAUUUAUGUAUUUAUUGUACUGCAUAUUUUGAAGGGUCCAUCUUUCUUCCUUCCUUCCCACUCCCUGCUCUCACCCUCAUCUCUCAGCUGUCUUUCCAUUCCUUGCCCAUUUGUUUUAACAUUCCCCUCUUGUUUAUUUUUUUCCUACUUCAACAUUAACUGUUAUGCUCUGAUUGCGUAUCUCCGCUCUGCAUGGUGACUCUCUCCUUGACUUUUCACAAAUCUUCAGUCUUGUAUAACGGACUCCUAACCUCACAAAUUGGAUUUGAUAUAAUCUGAAACUGGUUUUUAAAACACAUUUUUUAUCUUUUUAUAUCCUAUUGUGCACUUUAAAUAUUGCACAUCUCUCUUUUUUUUUUUUUUUUAAUGGUCCGAGAUGCAUCUAUUUCUUUAUCACCUCCCCUGUUGGCUGUGUAGUAACAUCCUUAAGGAUGUCUUCACUUCAUUGUAUUGAAUCCACAUGACACUGGAAAAAGUAGUGCUCUAAUUUAAAGAUUCGUUACUUCUCAGUGGACCCUUUUAUUAAAACUUUCCCACUCCUAAACGAGAUUUAUUUCAGGGCAGAAUCUUUGCACCCCAGCUCUUACUAACUUCGUUCCCAGAGAGGCCUGUACUUUUGUCCUGCAUUGUUUCUUUCUACUAACCCUGUGCAUAACAUACCGUCCUUUUUUAGAGUGAUUGUGAAUCGUCCAUUCUUUACUGUUUCCUCCUUUCCAUUAGCUGUGUUUUUGCUUGUAAAUAUAUUAAGCAGUAAACAUGAAGUGUUUGACUAAAUCCCACCCCCCCUUUUCCUAAAUUGUGUGCUUAGAUUCGUAGCUUUUUGAAAAUGCUUGCUGCUUUUAAAUUACAACGUAUAAAUGUAUAUUUAACCCAAUAGCAUUGAACUGCAAUAAACCUUUUGUACUUGUUCAAGAACAAGUUUUUAAAAUGCCCUACAAACUGUAUAUUAGAAAUGAGGGGGUACACAAAAUGUUGAUAUCAGUGUGAGCCUGUACAGUGUGGGUCUUCGAUUUGUACUCCCUUGAAGGUAACCAUUGUGUCUUUAUGUUUUUAGGUGCUGCAGUUAACCUGACCCUGGUCACACCAGAGAAAGCAAUUAAACUGGCUGCUAAUGAUUUCUUCCGUCACCACCUUACCAAAGACGGGAAGGGGGUGAAUGUAUUCAAGGAGAUGCUGGCUGGCUGUGGUGCUGGGACCUGCCAGGUUAUUAUAACCACUCCAAUGGAGAUGCUCAAGAUCCAGCUGCAGGAUGCUGGCAGACUGGCUGCUCAGCAGAGCGCGAAGGCUCCCAUUGUAACCAGUGCUAAGCUGGCCACUACCAGUGCAGUACCCCGCCGAGCCUACAACGUGGGACCAGUUCCCCUGAAUGGGAAAGUCUCUGCCACACAGAUCGCACAGGAGCUGCUGCGAACACAGGGAGUCUGGGGUCUUUAUAGGGGUCUAGGCGCCACGGUGCUGAGGGAUGUUCCUUUCUCCAUUGUCUACUUCCCUCUGUUUGCGAACAUUAACAAGCUGGGCAAGCCGUCUGAAGAUGAGAGCGCCCCUUUCUACCACUCGUUCCUGGCUGGCUGCAUCGCUGGAUCCACAGCAGCUGUUGCUGUCAACCCCUGCGAUGUGAUUAAGACCCGUCUGCAGUCCUUGAACAGAGGAGCCCAUGAGGAAAGUUACAGUGGGAUUGUGGACUGCGCUAGGAAAGUGUUGAGGAAAGAAGGCCCCUCUGCUUUUCUGAAGGGAGCAGGCUGCAGGGCCCUGGUCAUGGCCCCUCUGUUUGGAAUCGUUCAAGUGGUCUACUUCGUGGGAGUGGGAGAACACGUCCUGAGUUACAGUCCGUACAAUGUGAUCUCUUCAUAGAGGCCUGCAUUCCCCACUUACACUCACACACAACUACAUGUACAAAGAAAAGUAUUAAACCACAACUCCCGCGGGCAGCUUUGAAUAUCUGACUAUCCAUGCGCCUGGGGACCUUUGGUUUUGAGGGGAUCUGAAAGUUGAUGGUUUGAUAGUCCAUGAUCGGUCAAGGAUGAGCUGGAGACAUGGGAGCUUGGAGGAGUGCGUUUCUGGAGUUCUCUUACCCCUAAUUAUAUUAUAGGUGCGUGUCUAUAUUUAACUAGUGUGGGGAUGUCUUCUGUAAAGGCUUUUGAGACUGGACAGGUAGAGUGGAUUCAGUUUUGAUGUUGGUGCUUUAGCAAGUAAGAGAGUAAUUCCUCCCUUUCUAAUGCACCCAGCUUUGCUGUCCUCGAUCUGAGCCUUUAGAAUGCGGACCCCCAGUUGUACCUCAGUAAGGGCGAAGACCCCUUGUUCAGUCGUCCUGCUCCUCAGGAGGGCUUGAGUCCUUCAGUGUUUGCCAUGACAGUCUGUUUCCAGGCACACUGAUUCCCAUGUCCUCCAUUUAGUGUUUAUACUGCGAGGGAACCAACCUGCCUUUCACGUCAAGCUGCUAGGACCCUGUUAUUUAUAAUGUGAACCACAGCACUUGCACAGCAUCGCUGGAAAGCAAAAGGGUUCAAUUAUUGUAAAUCAAGCUGGGCAUGUUCAUCUAAUGUGAAAGCCAUGGUAGAGCAUGGGGGGGGGGAUGGUGAAAUGAAUCGCAUUCCUGUUCGACUUUUUUACCUUCUACCUCCUGUAGAAAGUGAUCAAGGCUGAAGUUCCAACCUUUUUUUUCCUUUACCAUGGCAGUUUUAUAUUUGACUUGCUUUGUGUUUUAAGUUGAAUCUGAAUUGUGUUUUGGGACCAAAUUUAUUUAUUUUUUUAACUAAAAUGGCUUUGUGUCCUUUUGUAUAAAUUCACUUUUUUUUUUUAGAUUUGAUUCAAGUUCAAAUUGUUUUUGUAAUUUUUUUCCUGGUUGAAUCUAUGAACACAGUGGUGUAUGAAGUGUGGGGGUGGUGGGGUUAUUUCACUGUUUGAAUGUUAAUGAACUUGCUGCAGAGUUGCACACGGACCUGGUUUUUUAGCACUUGUUUUCCAAUCUAGAAAUGGGAUUCUGCUGCGGUUCCAGCAGGAUGCGUUCUGACACACAGAGUCACAGAAGAACUGACGUUUUAAACGGUUGAAAAACACUACCGUCAAACUGUAGUUGUGUUCAACAGCCAAUUCUGAACAAGCCCUACCCCAAGGGUUUAGGGCAGUGAUGGUGUAAGAACCAGUAUAUAUAUAUAUACAUAUUGUAGUAAAGUUUUUGUUUUGUAUGUUUAGGAGGCUGACAUGGGUCGUGGGUGAACAAUGUGCCACUGUGUUAAAUAUUCAUAAAGCUGUCCAGCAUCAAAGCGCUGGACUCUAAUAGCCUUGCUAGUGUUGCUUCAUGAAUAGAGUCACAGUGCAUGUCCAUGUGAAAGGCACGGGGCUCAUUCUUCGAGCUAGUAAUGUGCCACAUGGGGCUUCUAUCAGAAACCAUCAUGUGAUCCUAAGAUUCAUGUAAUCUUAACCAAGUACAGUUUACAUGAACUCUGCACGUUCCAGGUGCAGCAUUCAGUAAAUCCUCACUUCUGUAAUCUAGGCAUCCAGCUUCGUUUCACAGCGUUAUUUAAUUGUUGCUUUGUAUGGUUUGUCACGAGUGCUUUAUAUAUAUAUAUAUAUAUAUGUAAUGUAUGAAAUAAUAAAGCUGUCUUUUUGUAUA